GAAGCGGUCAGAGAUGAACCAACGCUGAUGUAGAUUGAUUUCAUCUCCCUGGAAACAGUGAGGAAAAAUAUUUCAGUGGCUUUUAGGAGUUUAAUUCAUGCAGCUACGGUUGUAAUAUCUCCAUAUGAGGCUUUCAUGGCGGAUUUUUUGCAGAUAUUCCGUCUGAAUUAUGCAGAAGAUGCGCAGUUAACAGAAAUCUGAGUUUACCACCAGUUUAUAAUGAAUGAUAUUCCUGCUUCCGGUGGAAACCUGGGCUGUAAUCCUCGGAGAUUUCCGCGCACUGAUGGAUGGCGUCCUGACCGUCACCGGGGACGCCACGGUAUGUAAACUGGAUGAAUUCUGCCGCUAUGUUUGCGCCUUUUUUACCGAACUGAGUCUGGCAAGAGAGCGCCAAAAUGAGGAAAGCUGUUCUGAAAGAAGCCGCAAAGCGCUUCCCCUGGCUGGCCAACGUCACCCUGUACGGCUGCCUGUUCGCCGGCGGGGAUUUGGCGCAUCAGCUGAUUGCGCACAGAGAGCGCAUCGACUGGAAACACACCCGCAACGUGGCCAUCGUGGCCAUCACCUUCCAGGGAAACUUUAACUACUUCUGGCUGCGCGCUCUGGAGAAACGCUUCCCCGGAAAAUCCGCAGGGAUGGUUUUCCGCAAACUGCUGCUGGACCAAAGCUUUGCGUCACCUUUGGCCACCAGCGUCUUCUACACAGGUGUGAGUUUUCUGGAAGGAAGGGAAGACAUCCUUGAAGACUGGAGGGAGAAAUUCUUUAACACCUGGAGGACUGGACUCAUGUACUGGCCCUUUAUGCAGUUUCUGAACUUUGUGCUGAUGCCGCUGCACAUGCGGACCGCCUUCAUGGGCUGCUGCGCCUUCCUCUGGGCCUCCUUCCUGUGUUUCUCUCGGCAGGACGGUGACGGCACCGCCACCGUGGCCCUGGCCUUCAUCAUGGACCCCCGGAAAACUCUGGAGGAGAUGCGUGAGGCUCGGCUCGCCCGGAAGAGGCAUAAAAUUCAGAGGGAAAACUAAAUUUUUUCAUCUGUAUUUGUCUCAAAUGCAGCAACAAAUCAGGCAGGAAAUGUCUGAGAAAAGACUUCAGUUUAUUAAACGCCAAGAAGUUAUUGAAGUACCCAUUUAUGGACUGACACAGCCGCUGCAAUGUUGAGAAAUAAAAUUGUUUAUUGAGUAAAGUUGGUGUCAGGCAGCUAAAAAAAACAAAGACAAAUGGCAGUAUUAUUAUAGUACAGCCAGAAAAAUCCAUAAGUAGAUUUAAUUUAGACCAAAUGAGGGAAAAUGCUUUGAUUCAGAAAUUAUGUUUUAGUCUAAUAAUUGGACUUUACUGCUAGGGAACCAAAAGCAGAAUUUAAAAACGCAAUUAAAACUCUAAGGCUUCAUAACUUAAGUUUUUCACCAGCUGUGCCUAUGUCAGAGCUAAGCCACUGACAUAACCUGCAGUAAUCCAUCAAACAUGUGAUUGAGUUCUAAUUUGUGUCAUGGAUCACAAACUUAAUGCUUGAAAAUGUGUUUUUUAUCUGGGAAAUAUGGAGAUUGGGAGAUUAUCUGUUAAUAAUUAUUGAAUAAAGCAGUUUACAGGUCAUGAAGGAUGAAUGUGGAUUUGAAAAACUGUUGAAGAUCUAAACCAACCAGGUGUAUAAAAACCUAAAACAUAGAACAGCCAAAUAAAACAUCAAAUUCACUUACAAUAAAAGAGAUAUGUGAUAAUUAAUCUAGGUUUAUGAGUAAAUCAGCACCCCUGACCAUAUAUUCAUGCAGGACUCCCUAAACGGAGCUAAAUUGGUGCCAUAAAGUUUCGUCAAAAGACAAAAUAUUUGACACAAAGGAACAAAAAAUAAGAUUUGAAACUGAAAAAAGUUUCGAAUAAAGAAAAAUAAAAUUUGAAAGUAAAAAGAAAUUUAUAACUACUUUCCAGAUUAUUAUUUUUUUUUAGUUUCAAAUCUGCUUUUUGUCAAAAAAUUUUUAUUUUUGUUUAAAACAUUUUUUUCAAUCUUUAUUGCCCCAAUUUAGCUCCAUAUUUGUCUCAUGUUUCUGUCAUUCUUUCCUAAUUAUUUUACCGAAGGUGUUUAUUUUUAUUUUUAAUUUUUAUUUUUUCAGAUCCUCCUCAUCAUCAAAACGUGCUUUCAUCACUUACAGGUUAAUUGGUGUUUCUUAAUUGCCCUUGGGUGAGAGUGUUUGUUCUGUUUGUUAUUCAUACAUUUCUGGUUCACAACAAAUAUUAUUUAAAAGUGCUUUGCUUCCAAAACAGAAAGAUAUAGUCAAUUAAAUCCAGUGUAUUAGGGUCAUUGUAUAAAGUCAUUUAGAUGCAUUCAGUGUGUUACAACCUGUUCAGUGUUAUAAAACAAACAGUUUAUAUUGCUAUAUUUGUAGAAGGUAUAAAGAUAAUCCUAAUACCAAAUGAGACCCAAUAUCUUUAUUUAUUUAUUUUGACUUUUAGCCCAUUAAACUUCCUUUAAUUUUAUGUAACUACUUAUUUAUACACUAAACUGUGAGUUUUCACACAUAUUUCUGAUAAAAGCUGAAAACUUUGUGAACUAACUGUCCAAUUUGAAGUAAAAAAAAAAGCAAAAAGGUAAUUUACCAUUAUUUAUAAUGUAAAUUACAAAUUUAUCAGUUACAACACUGGAUUCCCUGUUAUUUCUGUAGAAAUCUGAACCUGCUACCUUAUUACUUGAACCGUCUGAUUGGUUGCCAUCAGCCCGUAUACCUCAUUGUGUUCUUACCUGAGCCACAAUCUAACACUGUUUUCUGUUGCUGAAUUCUAGCAGAAAGGAAAACAUGCAAAAAUUGGACGGGUUUUUCUUAGUUUUUUGUCUCAUUGUCUCCUUUUCAUAAUAAAGGGAAACUGUAACCAAUAAACCGGUCAAACAGCUCCAGUGUUAUGUCACGACUUCAACCACAAAGAGAUUUGAUGAAAUCGUGUCAGAGCUAAGCCACCUGGAAGCAGAUUGUCAAGACGGUGACUUGAUCCUGUGACAAGUUAAAACUGUCGACAAGCGGCUCGUUUUCCAGGACAGGCCGACUUCCCCGUCAGCUGUUCUGCUUGUGAACAUCCCAGUUAUGCAAUAACCAUGGUUACUGUUUAUGUCUUCAGAAGGUUUUACUGUCAUUGACUGACUGACUGCACAAAGUUAGAAAAUCCAAAUAAAAGUACAUAAAUAUUUAAAUAUAUACAAAUAUAUAUAUAUAGUAGAAACUCAUCUGGAAUAUUUUUUUUAAAAAAGUACAACUUAAAUAUAUUAAUAAAAUAUACAGUAAGUGUAUUAUAAUAGUAGAUAGUUACUAGUUUUUUUUAGAAAUCCAAAUUCAGAAUCACAAUUCCUGUAUUAUCAUUUUGCAAGAAAGUAUAGAUGUAGGAGCCAAUUGUUGUCACCACCAGAGGGCGUAUUGUUUUGUUCUCUGAGUGUGAGGGGGAUGGGUUAUUUAAGGUCGAUUGUAAUGGUGUUCAGGUGUUGACCAUUGGGAAGAGGACACAGUUUUUUUUACUGUGUUUGGUUUGACGGGUAGAAACGAACUUUAUGUAUGUAAAUGGAAAUUAUAAUAAAAGACUUUCAUACUAAAGAAGAGCACUACUCUGAAACUUAAUCCGAACGCACGUAAAAACGAAGUACACCCAGAGGCAACCACUAGUAGCCCUAAAGUAAAGGAUUUUGGACGCUACAAUAGAGGAGAGCGAGAAGGAAAUUUAACAGACAUGGAAAACUCUUUCCAUCCUCCUCAUGAGACUGUCUUGGGAAAACAAAGUGUCUUCAGUCAGAAUCUUCUUCAAAUUCGCUGUAAUACUGACUGCUACGGCGGUGAUUUCUAUCUACAAUAACUCUUGAAGAAUUUGAAUCAAUAUGAGUUACAACAUUUAAUUUACCCUUGGGAUCAAUAAAGUAUAUUUAUUUAUCUAAUAAAUCAUGUUAAUAGUUGCAGUCUAACCUUGAACAACAGAAACUAAUUAUUUUUUACGCUACUAGCUAAGCCAAGCUAACCAAAUGUUAGCAUUGAGGUCAAAACAUGUAACUGUAGUGUCUCAUUAACACCUUUAAAAGAUUUCCCUUUCAAAGUUAUCGGUGAAGGUCAUGCCUGUAACCCACUGACUCAAUGCUAAAAACAUGCAGCCCAGAUAUGAGGCAGGGACAGACAGGACUGGUGGACUGGCAUUUGUGAGUGGUGGAUUAACUGGGAUCAGAUACGCCCGUCUAAUCCCACAGGAAAAGACACAGUUGACCCAAAUUCACCUCUGACCCCACCAACAGGAAGUGAACAUCUCCAAUCAGAAUCCAGGAUUCUGUUUUUUAAAGCCAGACUUGGAUAGUUAGUCUCAAUUUUUUGUGGAUAUCACACAAGGUAAGCUUACUAUUAUUUGUCUAAGCUUCCAGAACUAGAUGUUGAACUCAUUUUAUAGUUUCUUGAUUUCCUGGUACAAGCUCUGCUCUUAUAAACUCUCCACUGAUUAAUAGUGUUGAUACUGUUUAACAUUUGCGUAAUUUAUGUAUUCCAAAACCAUCUGAAUAUGUUUUAGGAUCAUCAUCCUAUCAAUACUCAACUGCACUACUGUUUCAACCAUCUAGGAGUUGAUCUAAGGAAAAGUUGAACAAUUUUGAGGAAGUUGUUCUUUAUUAUACCAUCCAAUUUGUAAAAUCCACCAGCAAUGAAUGCAAACCGACUGAAAACAUGAGCACUGUGUCAAGAACAAUAAUAAACAAAGUAUUAUUCCAGUGCAAAAAGCACUUUCAAUCCAUAAAGAGCAAGGGUGAUUUUCCAUUAGUAUCAAUAGUUUUCACUCACCUCCUUGGAAUAUCAAAACCUAAUACCAUAACUAAUUCAAUUGAUUACCUUUG
This is a messenger RNA of Poeciliopsis prolifica (blackstripe livebearer), 4834 nucleotides long. RefSeq names its product MPV17 mitochondrial membrane protein like (gene mpv17l). Gene Ontology annotation, cellular component: cytoplasm; membrane. Lineage: Eukaryota; Metazoa; Chordata; Actinopteri; Cyprinodontiformes; Poeciliidae. The record is from RefSeq and is a predicted model, not a curated record. The coding region runs from base 396 to 1019 and encodes 207 amino acids. The transcript is spliced from 4 exons.